Molecule: messenger RNA, 1309 nt
Organism: Zingiber officinale
Lineage: Eukaryota; Viridiplantae; Streptophyta; Magnoliopsida; Zingiberales; Zingiberaceae
Exons: 1
Coding region: 70-1176 (368 amino acids)
Source: RefSeq, a predicted model, not a curated record
UCCGUUGUCGGCUUCUAGCGCUUCAAUUGCCUCGCACUCACGGACUCGUCGUGCUCGAUUGAUGUGCAGAUGACCGCCACCGCCAUGGUCACCGACGUCGCCCGCUCGCCGGUUUUUCCUGCGUUCUUCCGCCUCUCCCUCGAGAACUCCCUCGAGCCGUCCAGGGAGAGAGCCGAUGAAAAGGAUACUGGCGGCGCCGACUUCGAGUUCCGGCUCCGCGAUCCCGUCGCAGUGCUGCACGCCGACGAGCUUUUUGUGGACGGGAAGCUCGUGCCGCUGAACCUGGCGUCGGCUGCGCGCGGAGUGGCGGAAUGUGCUGGCGAGAUCCGCCCAUCGGAGCAGCCCAAGGCGCGGUGGAGAACAGAGGACCUUGGAUCGGACCAGUAUUUGUUCUCUCCCCGCGCGCCGAGCUGUGCGAUCCGGUGGCGUGAGCUACUCCGUCUCAAGAGGGCCGCUGGAUCGAAGCUCGGGCACGAGAAUGCCUCAGCCGCUGCUUCUUCCAUCGGGUCGCGGAAGCAUUUCUUUCACCGGAACCCUAAAUCGCCAUCUGUUCUCGACCCGGCGAUGAGCUUGCCCCUUCUUCGUGAAUCGGACUCCGAAUCGGUCUCGGUCUCGGUCUCUUCUUCCCGGCUUCCCCUCUCUUCGUCCUGUGCCGCAGGCCGCGACGACGAGGGCCUCCCUCAUCUAUCCCUCGACGCCGAGAAGCCCCACCACCACAUGGCGAUGCUCAGGCUGGUCCGGCCACUUCCAGCCACGGCAGAGCCGCCAUUUCGUGGGCGGAUCAGGCGCGCUGGGUCUUCGGAUACAGCGGCGGCGCCAGCGACGACGGGGACCGGGAUCACCCUGCCCGUGGACAGCCCGCGAAUGAACCCGUCGGGGAAAGUGGUCUUCCACGGGUUGGAGCGGAGCUCGAGCACUCCCGGAAGCUUCACCGGUGGGCCACGGCUGCGGUUGCAGGGGAUGCAACGGUCCUACUCGUCCAACGUCGUCCGGGUCACUCCGGUCCUCAACGUUCCGGUCUGCUCGCUCGCGAAGACCGGUCCGGUCUUCGGCUUCGCCGGCCAGCUCUUCUCGCCGCAGAAGAAGGACAAGGCCAAUGCAGCGGCCAAGCCAACCAGCGGCGUUGGGAAGAGGAACAAGAGCCGGAAGCCCUCAGGGCUCGAGAUCUUCGAAUAAGGUGGUGAAUGCUUGCGAGGAUCCAUACCCCCUCCCCCUCUCUCCCUCGCGCUCUCCCUCUCCGCCAAUUAAUUCCUCCUCUAUAUCCAGAAGGCCAUUUUUGGGCCUGAAAUCCAUGGAUUGCUUUAAAAUU